Messenger RNA from Trichoplax adhaerens, 741 nucleotides. RefSeq lists its product as uncharacterized. The transcript is spliced from 5 exons. The coding region runs from base 1 to 741 and encodes 246 amino acids. The record is from RefSeq and is a predicted model, not a curated record. Lineage: Eukaryota; Metazoa; Placozoa; Uniplacotomia; Trichoplacea; Trichoplacidae.
AUGGCUUACGCUAUUUCAAGGAAAGAUUACCUCAUUACUGUGCUACUGAUUAAGUUACUAAUGCCAUCGACGAUGGCCUUAGACCAUAAUUUGGAUUAUCAAUUCACAAAUUCUCAAGGCAAAGAUCAGUUGCUCUAUGAAUUGAACGAAAACGCUCAAAAAAGUCUUCAUGCUUUGAAUAAUUUGACGAGAACAUUUACUCAAAUAUGCAUCCAAAAACAUGGAAACUCAUAUAAAAGUAAUCGAUCAAAUAGAACAACCGCGAAAACAGUCAUAUUUGGAGUUGCUUCUAGCACAAAAGAUAUGGAUCCUCCCAAAAAUCCAUUCAAGGUACAUCAAUUUUUGAAGUUUGUGUCAAAUAUUACACAUAACGUGGCCGCAGCUAUUGCAAAUGGUGGAAUAAUUGAUCAAAUUGUACUAAACAAAGCAUUUGCUGACGGCAGUGAGAUCUCUCAUUCCUGCCAAUCAAGCCAAUUGCUAUCCGGCUUGCGAACUAACUUUGAGGAACUAUUCAAUCGUCUAGUAAAAUUUAUUCACCCUUACCGGUGCCAGAAUCAGACAAAAAUGCACAUGCUUCAUAAUCUCCAGCUUCAAAAAAAAAGCAACUGGAAUUGCUUCGUUACAUCAUCAACUGAUUCGGAAUACAAUGGGAAAUACGGUCCCUGCUACUUAGAAAUACAACUAUCUUCCAUUGUAUCGGCGCUAAAUUCCCUAUCAGAUCGAAAUCAGUCAUUUCGAUAA